This is a messenger RNA of Arvicola amphibius (Eurasian water vole), 204 nucleotides long. RefSeq names its product G protein subunit gamma 13 (gene Gng13). The transcript is spliced from 2 exons. Lineage: Eukaryota; Metazoa; Chordata; Mammalia; Rodentia; Cricetidae. Gene Ontology annotation, biological process: phospholipase C-activating G protein-coupled receptor signaling pathway; sensory perception of taste. Gene Ontology annotation, molecular function: G-protein beta-subunit binding. Gene Ontology annotation, cellular component: heterotrimeric G-protein complex. The record is from RefSeq and is a predicted model, not a curated record. Bases 1 to 204 code for a protein of 67 amino acids.
AUGGAGGAGUGGGAUGUGCCCCAGAUGAAGAAGGAGGUGGAGAGCCUCAAGUACCAACUGGCCUUCAAGAGGGAGAUGUCCUCCAAGACGAUCCCCGAGCUUCUCAAGUGGAUCGAGGAUGGGAUCCCCAAGGACCCCUUCCUGAACCCUGACCUGAUGAAGAACAACCCUUGGGUAGAGAAGGCCAAGUGUACCAUCCUAUGA